ACGUUCCUGCCCUGCCUGCAGACACUUCUCGAGGCGAGCGCACCACACAGCUGGAUUUGGAUACCCAACAGGAGGGAGAACUUUGAUAGGAGGCGGAUGUGUUUCUCUACGCGUAUCGGCGGGAGGGUUGGAGGUGAGGGGGUUCGGAGUUGGGGUGGGUAGACCUGGGAUGGUGUAUGUGAGUUUGAACGCGUGGGGAUGGGACGGUCCGUGGAAGGAUCGGCGAGGGUUUGACUCUCUUACGAAGAAGGCUGCCUUUGGAGAAUCGGGACCACGUCCCCUCCCGAUGCAAGCACUCGACCAUGUCGCGGGGUAUCUUUUGGCUUUUGGGAUCAACGCUGCGUUGUGCAAGACUGUCACGGAGGGUGGAUCAUGGGAGGUGCGCGUCUCUCUAGCGGCUGUAGGACGACGGAUUCGGUCUCUGGGCAGGAUGUCGCACGUCGAAGAGUUGUUGGUUGAUUGGGAGGGAGAGAGGAAAAUGAGGGCGCUUAGACAUGCAGCGAUCAUGUCUGUGACGCUGGUUAAGGUGGGAAAUGCACCCGUGGGCCUUGAUAUACAAGCGCCAGAGUGGUUGCCGAUAUGAUGGUUUACUUAUGGCAUAUACCAUCAUAGACAGGCAAUCAAUUCA
Molecule: messenger RNA, 628 nt
Organism: Desarmillaria tabescens
Lineage: Eukaryota; Fungi; Basidiomycota; Agaricomycetes; Agaricales; Physalacriaceae
Product: CoA-transferase family III-domain-containing protein
Exons: 5
Coding region: 170-583 (137 amino acids)
Molecular function (GO): catalytic activity
Source: RefSeq, a predicted model, not a curated record